GAGCCAUCCAGCGGCUGCCUCCAUUGGACACAACACCGCUAGGGAUUCACUCCCUCGCCCUCACUCCUCUCCCCGCCAUAGGUGACUGAACUUCAAAACUCCAUCGCAGCCGUACGUGACAGCGUGCGCGCGUGCGCUCGUUUAAAUUGAAGUGUGGCAGUAGCAGUACUAGGAGUAAGUCUGCGGUAGCAUCAUGAGUGACAUCGAUAGUGACAGCGGGGACACGCGAUGGCGGCGGAGAUCGCAGGCACGGAACCAGUUCCUGCUGACAGGUAACCCUAACCUGCUGGGUCUGCCCUACUUCACCCACCUGGAUGGCCUGACGGGGGGCGAGGACGACAACGAGUCACUCCUCGAUUCAGCGCAGUACCUCGGCCACUACGACUCCUCCGACACUGGGUCUGGGGUGGAGCUGGUGAGGCGCCCUCCUCCCCGCUACGGCACAUGGAAACCCGUGGAAGACGGCAUCACUCUCACAUGGCGCGACCUGAGUGUGUACGUACCGCAGAAGAAGACGUGGUACAAGUCAUCGAGCUUACACAAACCCUACAAGCUGGUACUCAACUCAGUGUCCGGGGCGGUGCGUCCAGGCAGUCUGGUGGCUCUCAUGGGAGCUAGCGGGGCAGGCAAAUCCACGCUGAUGAACGCCCUCGCUCACCGCACGCCCGGUGAGGUGGUGGUGGACGGAGACAUCCUGGUGAACGGCCAUCGCGCCAAUCGCAGCAUGAACGCUCUCUCAGGAUACGUGCAUCAGGACGACCUCUUCGUUGCCUCCCUCACCGUGCUGGAACACCUCACUUUUAUGGCGCGGCUUCGCAUGGACGUGAGGACAAGCCCCGGGGAGCGCCGGUCCCGCGUGCAGGAGUUAGUGAAGGAGUUGGGGCUGAGCAAGGUUCAACACUCCCGCAUUGGCUGCCCGGGGUCUGAGAAGUCUCUGUCCGGAGGAGAGAGGAAGAGACUUGCAUUUGCCAGUGAGAUCCUGACGGAUCCCCCGCUGCUGUUCUGUGACGAGCCCACCACCGGCCUAGACUCCUUCAAUGCUCGCAAGUUGGUGCGCAUGAUGAAAGACAUGGCGGCGCGCGGCAAGACCAUUUUGUGCACCAUUCAUCAACCUUCAACUGAUGUGUUCCUUAUGUUUGACAAAUUACUGCUUCUAGCCGAAGGUCGGCUCGCCUACAUGGGAUCCUCCAACGGGGCCCUUGAGUUCCUGGACGGGCUGGGCCACAAGUGUCCCUCCACUUUCAAUCCUGCCGACUUUUACAUCCACACGCUGGCGGUACAGCCAGGCCACGAGCUGCGCUCCAGGGAGAGAAUCAAGAGGAUCUGUGACAACUUUGCCGUGUCAGCCUACGCCAAGGACGUGGAACUCAUCAUCCAGUACCAAGACAACAGGUUCCUGCAGUUCGAAGACAUGCAGAAAUCGUACGAUGACACAUACAGCAUCGACAGCACCAGCAAAACCACCAGCUCAGAAGAGUCCAUCGUGCACAUCAUCAAACACAUUCCGAAGCUGCCGGGCUGGUGGACGCAGCUGUACUGGCUGUGGUGGAGAGCCGUCAAGGACUCCUACAGGAACCCAGCGGUGCACGGCAUUAGGAUCCUGCAGAAAAUUGUGAUGGCGCUGUUGAUUGGCGUGUGUUACUUUGGCGUGGAAAUCAACCAGCGUGGGAUUCAAGACAUUGAGGGCGUUCUUUUCAUCUACAUCACCGAGAAUACCUUCCCUUCAGUGUACGCCGUGCUCAACGUCUUCCCCCUUGAGCUGCCUCUCUUCCUUCGCGAGUACAAGAACGGAAUAUAUCGCUGUGAUACCUACUACAUAUCCAAGAUGGCUGCCCUGAUGCCCGGGUUCUUCCUCGAUCCCCUUAUAUUCGUGAGUAUCUGCUACUGGAUCGUGGGUCUGCGGCCUCAUCUCUACCAGUUCCUGAUGACCAUCGUUGUGCUGGUCUUCACCGCCAACACCGCCUCCUCCUGCGGCGCCAUGUUCUCGGCCAUGUUUGAGUCCCUGCCCUACGCCAUGGUGAUGCUUGUGCCCUUCCUUAUGAUGCUGCUCAUCACUGGAGGACUCAUGGUCAAUCUUGCGUCCCUGCCGCCGUAUGUAGGAUGGAUCAAGUACUUUUCGUGGUUCAUGUACAGCAACGAGGCACUGACAGUCGUGCAAUGGGAGGGCGUCAAGAACAUCACAUGCGAGACGGGUCCACACGUGCCGUGCCUGACAGAGGGUCGCUCGGUGAUGCAGAAGUUCACCUUCAACUACCAACACGUCCCCAUGGACCUAGUGUGCAUGACGGUGCUCUUCAUCUGCUUCCACACCAUCGGCUUCCUGGGCCUCAUGUCUCGAGCACGACGGAAGUGAACACCAUCCACACGAACAUGAAGACGAGGACAAAUAAGACGAGGAUGAACACGGGGAUGAGAACGACUAUGACAACAAGGAGGAGGAGAAAGAGGAAGACGUCAACUACAACGAAAACGUAAAAAAAAAAAAAAAAAAAAAAAAAGAUAAAAGAAAAAACAAGCCUUAGUACCAUGAGUCCUUAGAUGAGAAAAGAACACGUAUUGUACUGACUGAAAGACUGGCAGCACACGCGGUUGAACAUACAGUAGUACACACACACACACACACACACACACACACACACACACAUUAUGUGCAUAUUUUUUUGUGUGUAUACGUAUUUAUAUCUGACAAUAAAGCAAGUAAAUUCUAUGAAA
Messenger RNA from Scylla paramamosain (green mud crab), 2712 nucleotides. Its product is annotated as protein scarlet-like. The record is from RefSeq and is a predicted model, not a curated record. Gene Ontology annotation, cellular component: plasma membrane; cytoplasmic vesicle membrane. Bases 194 to 2353 code for a protein of 719 amino acids. NCBI's taxonomy places the organism in Eukaryota, Metazoa, Arthropoda, Malacostraca, Decapoda, Portunidae. Gene Ontology annotation, biological process: transmembrane transport. The transcript has 16 exons. Gene Ontology annotation, molecular function: ATP binding; ATP hydrolysis activity; ABC-type transporter activity.